Messenger RNA from Fundulus heteroclitus (mummichog), 742 nucleotides. Its product is annotated as LIM domain-containing protein 1-like. The coding region runs from base 139 to 672 and encodes 177 amino acids. The record is from RefSeq and is a predicted model, not a curated record. Gene Ontology annotation, cellular component: nucleus; adherens junction; transcription regulator complex. Gene Ontology annotation, molecular function: transcription corepressor activity. The transcript has 7 exons. Gene Ontology annotation, biological process: negative regulation of hippo signaling; response to hypoxia; regulation of DNA-templated transcription. Lineage: Eukaryota; Metazoa; Chordata; Actinopteri; Cyprinodontiformes; Fundulidae.
UCUGCAGACUGGUUGCCCUCUAAGAAGCAACAGCAGUAAACCCAGAGGUCAGCUCUCCUUUCAGCUGUCUGUAAAUUUAGACUCUCUGAGCUCUUGUCAGAGUGGGAACCAGACAACUGGGGACAAACCGGAGGAGACAUGGAGCCCAGACACAGUCCCGGCCGUUGCUUUGGAAGCUGUGCUAGAUGCGGUGAAGCAGUGUACGCCGUUGGAGGAGCCUGCAAGGCGAUGGGACAGUUAUUCCACAACAAAUGCUUCACCUGCAGCACUUGUAACAAACAGCUCAAAGGACAGCCAUUUUUCACAGUGUCGGGUCACAUCUACUGUGAAGAUGAUUUUUUGUUCGCUGGAGUUCAUCCGUCUGAAGAAGUGUGUCACAGCUGUGGGAGUCCAAUCCCAGAUUUGGUACUGCAGGCUCGGGGAAAAUCGUACCACCCAACCUGUUUUCGCUGUGUGGUCUGCCGCCAGGAGCUGCAGGGUCAGCCCUUCGCUGUGGACUCAGACUGCAGGGUUUACUGUGUCACCGACUAUCACAGGGUCCGGUCUCCCCUUUGUGGCGCCUGCAUGAUGCCGAUACUACCGACAGAGGGAUCUGCAGAGUCAAUUCGAGUGGCAUCAUGUAACAAGUAUUAUCAUGUCGAGUGUUACAGUGGAGAGGUUGACCUUAUUUAAAGCAGAUAGGUUUAUCACUGUGACAUUUUACACAAUGUGCUAUGCAAAUAAAUCUUUAGUUUCCUCAUUU